CGGCUAACUUGACGUCUGUCAAAUAUUCGCAAGACUCAAGGUAAUUUUGUUCAGUAGGAUUUUUCGCUUUGUUUGCGUUCUGCUGAAUAUUAAUGCGGAAAUAUUUUUAAACCGCCAAAACUUAAAAAUUUAUUUGUAAUGCGAAAGUCAAAGGCAAUUGCAAAGGCAAAGAAACGAUGUAGCGAUGAAGAGCGACAACGGCUAAUAAAAGUAUUAAAAAAAUAUCCUAUUAUAUGGGACCUAAAUCACAAAGACAAAAACAGCCGCAAACUAACCAACAUGGCAUGGGAAAAGGUAGCCAGGGAAGUGAAUGUAAAUGAACAUAUUUGCCGUGUAACCUGGAGAAGCAUACGUGAUAGUCGUCGCUACUAUAGGAAUAAGGCAGUUAGGCAAGGCGGUGGUAGCCUUUUGGAAGGCGAUUGCUCAUUGGAUGGUCUGGAGUUUUUGAAUGAAUCUUCGGUCAAAAGAAUAUAUGCAAACGGUAAGGGCGAAGAAACCACUCGAGAAGAAUAUGUAUCACCAUAUUUGGUUUAUGACUGCAAUAACCCCGACUCAAAGGCCCUGUGCGAUGAAAUUGAAGAAAUUGUUCCAGAAAAUUCAGAAGAUGAAUAUGAAGAGACAGACCGCAGGCCUCACACAACAAAUCACUCAGAAACAAUGGAAACUAAUGCCAAGCCCAUGAAAUAUCGACAUUCCAUUGAAAGUCAAUGUAAUGAAGAAAGUGAGAGUAGAAGCAACAGCAUAAGUGCGAAUAACUUAAGUAGCCAAGGGGCUAACGAAGAGCUUAAUGAUACAUUUCUAAGGCAUUUAAAUGCCAUUUUAAAAAAAUUACCUUUGAAAACGGCGGAAAACCUGGAAGCCAGGUUUAUGGCAAUGACAUAUGAAGAACUUGCUAAGCAUAGAGACUCUUAGGAAAAUCCACUUAAUAUUCCAAUACGCUUUUACAUUUUUUCACCCCUGCAAAUGGGUGUACUUGCUCUAACUUGAAAUGAAAUAAGAAUAUCGAAAUCAUUUCAAAUGAGUUGAUCAUCGAACUCAUUUCGAAUGAGUUCAUCAUCGAACUCAUUUCAAAUGCGUUUAUCAUCGAAUUCAUUUCAAAUGAGUUUAUCAUCGAACUCUUUUCAAAUUAUCAAUCUACAUUAGGAAUAAGAAAAAAAAAUGUAUAAGAUGAGCAAUUUUUGGCCUGUGACAAGAAAAUAAGUAAAAGGGACACUUGUGAGAUGCUUUCAUUUGAGACAUGUGAGAUCCCCUAAUAAUAGUUGACUUUGGAUUGCAACUCAAGUACAGUUGCGUUGCCAGGAGAUAAAGCUAUGAUAUAAAAAUUAGUAUUAAGCUGGAAUUUUUUUUCGGUAUCAUUCAAUAUCAAAGUUUUGAAAGUUCAGUUACUAAGUAAAGUGUAAAAAGUAUCGCAUUUAAGUACAGAAAUGAAAAUUUCUAUAGCAAACUUGCACAUUGGCAACACAACUGCAGUUGAGUUGCAAUCCAUAAUCAAUUCAUACUUUUAUUGUUUCUUAGAUAGUAGUAAAAAAACAAGUGUCGCUAUUCAUCUCGAAUUCAUAACACUUAAAUUUUUAUUCUUUAUUAGAAUAAAUAUCUGUUUUUACUUUUUUUCUUAACUUCUCGAAGAACAAACUGUCUUUGGCAAAUUUAUACUUUUUAUAGUAAUAUUCCUUAAGUUUAGACUAAUAUCGGGUAAGCCUGAUUUUAUGAUAACCCCAAGAAUCUAAAAAUGAUACCUUACACCCCGGUAUUGGUUUAAUUUAAAAAAGAAACGUUAAUUUAAAUACAAUUGUUUUGUCCUUAUCAAUAAAAAUUUAAUUUUUAUAUAAAUUGCAUAUGAAUUGUUGGCAAUACUUACAAGGAUCAAGCUUGACGUGACCUCUUCCAUGGAUUGUGUUCUCCACUUUGUAAGGCAUGGGCUUGUAAUCAGCAGCAGCCAAAAGAAAACGUAAAAGCCGAAGAAUCCCAUGUUGCUAUUCGGCCCUUAGCAAAAGGAAAACUGGAUAAAUUUUGCUUGUGAUGGGAAGAGG
This is a messenger RNA of Stomoxys calcitrans (stable fly), 2030 nucleotides long. RefSeq lists its product as uncharacterized. Gene Ontology annotation, biological process: regulation of transcription by RNA polymerase II. The record is from RefSeq and is a predicted model, not a curated record. NCBI's taxonomy places the organism in Eukaryota, Metazoa, Arthropoda, Insecta, Diptera, Muscidae. Gene Ontology annotation, cellular component: nucleus; transcription regulator complex. Bases 139 to 912 code for a protein of 257 amino acids. The transcript has 7 exons.